CAUAGCAGGAAAAGGAGGCGCUUGAACUAAUGCUGUAUUGCGUGGAUUCAGAGGUGAUCGACAAGUGGUCUAUUUCGGAAGGAACAGGUGUCCGCAAUAAUUCGUUGGAAGGCGAUAAAAGGAGGAUUCACAGGAGGGUGAGAAGGAAAUUAAUUACGCAGGAGGAGAAUAUGGUAGAACAAAAGGUAGCUUUGGUGGCUGGAGCAACUGGACUCGUUGGUAACAGUCUACUAGAGCUGCUGCCGAAGUCCCAGUGGAAGGUCUAUGGCCUUGCUCGACGGCCGAGGCCGAGCUGGUUUGUGAAUACAGGGGUGGAGUACAUCGAGUGUGACUUGCUGGAUAGAAGUGAUACACUCCGCAAGGUGUCGAGGCUGACAGACGUGACACAUCUCUUCUGGGUGGUCUGGGUCCACAAGAGCGACGGUGAGGAACAAGGCAACUGCGAGGCAAAUGGAAGCAUGCUUUCGAAUGCUCUGGACGCGCUGCUUCUCAACGCCAAGCAGCUGGAACACAUCUGUCUCCAGACUGGUUCCAAGCACUACAUCGGCCCGCAGAGCCUGUGGGGGAAGAUAGAUCAUGGAGAGCUCCCUUUCGUCGAGGACGGCCCCCGGCUUGGUGUUCCAAACUUCUACUACACUCUCGAGGACAUUGUCUACGACGCUGCAAAGAAGAAGAAGGGUCUCACUUGGUCGAUCCACCGGCCCAGUGUCAUCUUUGGAUUCGCUCCCAGGAACCUCAUCAACCUAGUUCAUGCGGUAGCGGUCUAUGCCAGCAUUUGCAAGCAGCAGGGGCUACCGUUUGUCUUUCCUGGACACUCGGAGGCGUGGGAGUGCAAGACGGACGUUUCGGACGCGGAGCUUAUUGCUGAGCAACAGAUCUGGGCGGCGACAGACGCCAGAGCCAAGAACCAGGCCUUCAACGUGACAAACGGGGACCUGGUUACGUGGAAGGAGCUGUGGCACGCGGUGGCGCUCAAGUUUGAUCUCCAAGUGCCUGUCUACAGUGGCUCCCCGACGAGCAUGGAGGAGAUAUUGCGAGACAAGCAAGAAGUGUGGGAGGAGAUGACGAGAUCCAACAGGUUGCACGCAACGACCAACUUGAGGAAGGUGGCGAGGAUUUUAGACGAAGCCUUCAACUUUCCAUUUCGUCUGGUGAGCAGCAAUAGCAAAUGCCGGGAGUUUGGAUUCAACGGCAGCAGAGACACGGAAGCGUCACUGACACGAGUGAUCGAUCGAAUGCGGGCAGCUCGGAUCAUCCCGUAACAAGAAGAGGGGCUCUACGCACAGCGGCUUUUCACCCGAAGUUGGGCCUAGCAGCACAAACUUUUUCCAGUCUUCCUCCUGCGACUCUGGCCCCGGAUUGGAGAGGUUCAGAUACCUCAGUCCC
This is a messenger RNA of Selaginella moellendorffii, 1386 nucleotides long. Its product is annotated as 3-oxo-Delta(4,5)-steroid 5-beta-reductase. Bases 30 to 1262 code for a protein of 410 amino acids. The transcript has 2 exons. NCBI's taxonomy places the organism in Eukaryota, Viridiplantae, Streptophyta, Lycopodiopsida, Selaginellales, Selaginellaceae. The record is from RefSeq and is a predicted model, not a curated record.